This is a messenger RNA of Trichomonas vaginalis G3, 386 nucleotides long. RefSeq lists its product as uncharacterized. The annotation marks the transcript as partial. Lineage: Eukaryota; Parabasalia; Trichomonadida; Trichomonadidae. The record is from RefSeq and is a predicted model, not a curated record. The transcript has a single exon.
AUUUUAAUACUUUUAUCAUUAAGACUGGGAACGGUAUUAACAAAAUUUCUGACUUGCAUUUUUAAUUAUAAUAAAAUGAAACAUUUAUUUGAAGAAGUAGAUGAAAAAAUGAAUGAAAAAUCUGAUAAACUCAAUAGUUCAUUAAUUCUUCCCUUCAGUAAGGAUUAUCAGUUCUGUUCAAACGGUGUGUAUUUCUAUUGUGGAAAAAUGGGUUCGGGAAAGACUUUUAAUUUAAUUCGUCAUAUUUUAAUUACUGAACGUUUAGGUCAAGAUUCAUAUUAUGACCAAAUCAUUAUAUCAGCAACUUCAGAUUCAAUGGAUUCAACAGCGAAAACGUUUAUGGGUAAAGUUCAGGCAUCAGUAAUUAAAGUUCCAGAUAGCGAAUU